AUGACGACCACUACUAUCAACGGCUCCGGGCAGCUUGGCCGGUUCAGCAAGCAAGAUUCCAAAGACAUCGACGUAGUUCUGCGCCAGUUCCGCUGCCUGAUCGCAGAUCUUUGCCAGCAGUUCAACGGUGGUCACCCGGGGAGUGCUAUGGGCAUGGCUGGCAUCGGCAUCGCACUCUGGAAGUAUGUCAUGGACUAUUCUCCCAGCAACCCCGAGUACUUCAACCGAGACCGCUUCGUCCUAUCCAACGGCCACACCUGCCUCUUCCAGUACUCGUUCCUGCACCUGACCGGCUACAAGGCCAUGACCAUGGACCAGCUCAGAUCCUACCACUCCGCGCGCUACGACUCCUUCUGCCCCGGCCACCCGGAGAUCGAGCACGAGGGCAUCGAGGUGACCACAGGCCCUCUGGGUCAAGGCAUCGCCAACGCCGUCGGUCUGGCCAUGGCCACCAAGAACCUGGCUGCCACGUACAACCGGCCCGGCUACGACCUGAUCAAUAAUACGACAUGGUGCAUGAUCGGCGACGCCUGUCUGCAAGAGGGUGUGGCGCUCGAGGCCAUCCAGCUCGCCGGGCACUGGAAGCUCAACAACCUCGUCGUCAUCUACGACAACAACCAGGUCACCUGCGACGGCAGCGUCGACCUCUGCAACACGGAAGACGUCAACGCCAAGAUGCGCGCCUGUGGCUGGAACGUCCUCGACAUUCAGGACGGCUGCUACGAUGUCGAGGGUAUCGUCAGGGCACUUCUCCAGGCAAAGGCAAGCGCCGACAGGCCUUCCUUCAUCAACGUCCGCACCGUCAUUGGCGUCGGCAGUAAAGUUGCCGGAGAUGCAAAGGCCCACGGUGCUGCUUUCGGUACCGAAGACGUCAGAAACAUCAAGAAAAACUUUGGCAUGAACCCCGAGGAGCACUUUGUCGUUUCAGACCAGGUCUACGACUUUUUCAAGGACAUCAAGCCUCGUGGUGAGCAGCUCGAGGCGGCAUGGAAGGACCUCGUCUCCGCUUAUGGGAAGGUGUACCCCGACCUUCACACCGACUUCACCAAGAGGGUCGACGGUGAUUUCACACAGGACUGGCGCAGCAUUAUCCCCUCCAAGGACAGCCUCCCUACCACCCCGACGGCAUCGAGGAAGUCUGCCGGUCUUGUUUGCAAUCCUCUGGCUGCCAAGCUUACCAACAUGAUGGUUGGAACGGCUGACCUGUCGCCGUCGGUCAACAUGAUUUGGAAGGACAAGGUCGACUUUCAGCAUCCGGAUCUGAAGACGACGUGCGGAAUCACGGGCAACUACUCCGGCCGCUACAUCCACUGGGGUGUCCGCGAGCACGCCAUGGCGUCCAUCUCUAACGGUCUGGCCGCUUUCGGAAAGGGAACCAUCCUCCCCGUCACGUCAAGCUUCUUCAUGUUCUAUAUUUACGCCGCUCCCGGUGUCCGCAUGGGAGCCCUCCAGCAGCUGCAGGCCAUCCACAUCGCGACGCACGACUCCGUCGGCACAGGAGAAGACGGUCCGACACACCAGCCCAUCGCCCUCGCAUCACUGUACCGUGCGAUGCCCAACCUGCUAUACAUCCGUCCGUGCGAUGGCGAGGAGACGGCUGGAGCCUUCAUCGCGGCCCUAGAGGCACGAAACUCGCCCUCCAUCCUAUCCCUGUCGCGGCAGGACCUGGAGCAGUACCCGCAGUAUUCGCAGCGGGAAGGUGUCCUGAAGGGAGCUUACGUAUUUAUCGAGGAGGAGGACGCCGACGUGACCCUUAUAGGUGUUGGGGCGGAGAUGUGCUUCGCCGUCAAGACGCGCGAGACGCUCCGUCGCAACUACGGUAUCAAGGCUCGUGUCGUAUCUUUCCCAUGCCAGCGCCUGUUUGAGGCACAGCCCAUCGAGUAUAAGAGGCAGGUGCUGAGAUACUGGUCGAAUGCACCCCGCGUCGUCAUCGAGGCGUACGCGGUGCUGGGGUGGGAGCGCUACGCCGACGCGGGUUUCUCCAUGAUGUCCUUUGGCAAGAGUCUCCCCGGAAAGGACGCCUACAAGUUCUUUGGGUUCGACGAAGAGACUAUUGCGCCCAAGGUGCGCGGACUGGUUGACGAGGUCAGGAGGGAUGGAGUGGAGUGUCUACGCGGCGAGUUCCGUGAUCUCAACACGGCAAAGCACUAG
This is a messenger RNA of Geosmithia morbida, 2151 nucleotides long. RefSeq names its product dihydroxyacetone synthase. Lineage: Eukaryota; Fungi; Ascomycota; Sordariomycetes; Hypocreales; Bionectriaceae. Bases 1 to 2151 code for a protein of 716 amino acids. The transcript has 4 exons. Gene Ontology annotation, biological process: pentose-phosphate shunt. The record is from RefSeq and is a predicted model, not a curated record. Gene Ontology annotation, molecular function: transketolase activity. Gene Ontology annotation, cellular component: cytosol.